Rubroshorea leprosula is the source of this 1408-nucleotide messenger RNA. Lineage: Eukaryota; Viridiplantae; Streptophyta; Magnoliopsida; Malvales; Dipterocarpaceae. The record is from the annotation of a GenBank genome assembly.
ACGAAAUCUGUGCAACUGCUGCCUAAACAAAAUAGCUCUUGGGUCUUCCAUUUCAGAGAUCUAAAAAAGGAAUAACAAUAAAAGUACUGGCUUGACAACUAAACAAGAAUUUGAAGAUCUGGAACAAGAGGUGAGCAAGAUGCUUAAAGAUGGGAACAGUGAUCAAUCCAAGAAAUUGCAUUUAAUCAACACAGUCCAAUUCUUGGGUGUCGAUUACCAUUUUGAGGAAGAAAUAGAGGAUGCAUUACAGAAGAUAUACGAUGAUGGUGAUGUAGACUAUGAUCUCUCCACCGUCGCUCUUUGGUUUCGACUCCUCAGGCAACAAGGAAUCAAGGCACCAUCUGAGGUAUUUAAAAAGUUUGUGGAUAAGAAAGGAAAGUUCAAGGCAGACUUGGUUAAUAAUGUCACCGCUACGGGACCUGAAGAGCUCAAGAUCUUCGAGAAAUGUAUUGAAAGAUGGGAUAUUGGAGUCAUAGAUCAACUUCCAAACUACAUGAAAUUAGCUUAUCAGGCACUAUUAGAUCUUUACAGUGCGAUUGAGGGCGACGUUGCAAAAGAAGGAAGACAGUACGCUGCACAUUACGGAAAGGAAUCAAUGAAACAACUUGCUAAAAGUUACCUAGUUGAAGCCAAGUGGCGUGAAGAAGGUUGUGUUCCAUCAUAUGAGGAGUAUAUGCACAAUGGCCUCAUAAGCAGUGGCAUUCCAUUGGUCAUAGCCGCAUGGGAAAGAGUAAUGAACGACGUUGCAUCUCAUCAGUUUGAAAGACAGCGGGAUCACCACGCCUCAGCUGUUGAAUGCUACAUGAAGCAACAUUGUGUUUCAAAGGAAGAAGCUGUAGAAUCACUUAAGAGAGAAAUUGUGGAUGCAUGGAAAGUGAUCAAUAAGGAGGGAAUGAUACCAACAAUCUUUCCGACCCCUCUUAUUACUCGCAUUGUCAACAUGACACGCACAUUGGAUCUACUAAACAAGGACGAUGAUGCUUACACAAGGUCUUACUUAUUGAAAGACCAAAUUGCCUCAUUGUUUGUGGAUCCUAUUCUUGUUUGAGGAGUAUCAUGAUUUCAUGUUGAAGUACAUGUCCUAGGAUUACAAGCUUUUGUACUUUGGGGUUUGGCUUUUCUUUUAUCUUUCUCUUGUGAUGUUUUCUGCUAUGCCAAUUAGCUUUUAAGUGGUGUAUUUAGGGUUGUCUAGUAUGUUGUAUCCCCUGCUUCGUGGGUGUUUGGUGUAGCUGGUGGAAGACCUUUUGAAGUCCAAAAGGUCCAACUGCACCAAACAUCCUAACUUUUAAGAUUGGCUUCAGCUCCCGAGAAGCAAAAGUUAGCUUCCACCUUUUGAAAAUUGAGAAGCAAGAAUUUGAAGCUUUUGCAGGAGCUUCCCAUUUCCUUUUAAUGAAAUUGGCCAAUUUUA